AUGCGGGUCGCAGUAGUUCUGCUAGCGACGUGUGCCACCCUUGGGUCGGCAUACUUCAAUACCCAUCAGUGGGCCGACCGAAGCUGUAUCGUCCACCUGUUCGAGUGGAAGUGGGAUGACAUCGCGAACGAGUGCGAGAACUUCCUUGCACCGCGAGGAUAUGCGGGCGUGCAGGUGUCGCCCCCGACAGAGAACGCCGUCAUCGGAGGAAGCUUCGGGCGACCAUGGUGGGAACGCUACCAGCCAAUGUCAUACGGCUUGACCACCCGCUCGGGCAACGAGGCUCAGUUCGCGGACAUGGUUCGACGUUGUAACGCGGUCGGUGUACGCAUCUACGUCGAUAUAGUCUUCAACCACAUGGCCGACCUGGUGGGAGGCGGCGGAACUGGUGGUAGCACGGCCAACCGGCAAACCUUCUCGUACCCGGGCGUACCGUUCAGUCAGCUGGACUUCAAUUCGCCGUGCAUCAUCACGAACUACCAGGAUCCGAUCAUGGUCCGCAAUUGUCAGCUAGCGGCCCUUCCCGAUCUGAACCAAGGAGUGCCAUGGGUGCGUGAGAAAAUUGUGGAGAUGUUGAACAAGCUCAUCUCGUUUGGUGUCGCCGGUUUCCGCGUGGACGCCGUCAAGCAUAUGUGGCCCGGAGACCUGCAGGCCAUCUACAGCCGUAUGGACAAUCUGCCGACGGCGCACGGAUUCCCGGCCGGUGCGCGCCCCUUCCUCACGCAGGAAGUCAUCGAUCUGGGAGGCGAGGCCGUGACACGUGACGAGUACACGCACCUCGGUACGGUGACGGAGUUCCGCCACUCGUCCGAGAUCGGUCGCGUCUUCCGUGGACGCAACCCGUUCCGUCACCUAACGAACUGGGGAACGGGCUGGGGCUUCCUGCCGUCGCAUCUGGCCCUGGUGUUCGUUGAUAACCACGACAACCAGCGCGGACACGGUGCCGGCGGUGCCGAGGUCCUCACGUACAAGGUUCCGCGAAACUACAAGAUGGCCACGGCGUUCAUGCUGGCCCACCCGUUCGGUAUUGUGCGCGUCAUGAGCUCGUUCUCGUUCACCGACAGUGAGCGAGGACCGCCGCAGGACGCCAACGAGAACUUGAUCUCGCCGACCUUCAACGCGGACAACUCCUGUGGAGGUGGCUGGGUGUGCGAGCACCGGUGGCGUCAGAUCUACAACAUGAUCGGCUUCCGCAAUGCCGUCGCCGGCACGCAGAUCAACGACUGGUGGGACAACGGCAACUACCAGAUGGCGUUCUGCCGUGGUGGACGCGGUUUCAUCGCCUUCAACCUUGAGUCGUUCGAUCUGAACCAGAACCUGCAGACGUGCCUGCCGCCCGGUACCUACUGUGACGUUAUCUCGGGUGACCUGGUGAACGGGGCUUGCACCGGAAACACCGUCACGGUCGGAGGCGAUGGACGCGCUCAGAUUGUUCUUCCGGCCAACGCGUACGACGGUGUUCUGGCCAUUCACGCCAACGCACGCGUGUGA
Molecule: messenger RNA, 1491 nt
Organism: Anopheles coustani
Lineage: Eukaryota; Metazoa; Arthropoda; Insecta; Diptera; Culicidae
Product: alpha-amylase 1-like
Exons: 1
Coding region: 1-1491 (496 amino acids)
Biological process (GO): carbohydrate metabolic process
Molecular function (GO): alpha-amylase activity; cation binding
Source: RefSeq, a predicted model, not a curated record